GGAUAUUCUCAUAGCCAUGUCAUGUCACAGCCUAGUAAGUUGAGAAUAAGGCUGAUCAGUUCACCAUCUUCCUGUACUUAAGUAAUUCCACUUUGAAGGAAUUGAGAAAUGAACUCUAUCCCGUGCUGGAGGUUACUUCUUAAUUAAAGAUUUAUUAUCGUAACUACAUAUAAACUGGUCUUCCUUUGAGUUAUUUACAUCAGUUGUAUAGUGUAAUCGUAUGUAUGUCCAUGACUGAUGUGUGACAUUCUGCUCUUUGAAAGAUUCAUUUGACAACAAGUGACUGUCUAAAAUUGUGAGUGCAUGUAAACUCAUCUGAAAUAUUUUUCCCACACCUUUAAUGUGAUUUCAGAGUUGGAGGCAUCUCUUUCUAGUCCAAACAAGGCUGUUUCCACUGAUAAAUCAACAAAAAAUGAUUCCAAGGUUAAUGGCCAGCUCAGGAGCCGAAUUAAGGGUCUGUCAAAUCUUGGUAAUACAUGCUUCUUUAAUGCUGUCAUGCAGAACCUGUGCCAGACAGAGUUACUUCACGUAGCAGCUUCUUGUGCUACACAGGAAGGGUUUUCCCAACAUUUAUCUUCAGAUAACAAAGACCUGCCCCGACUCAAGGUAACAGUUCAGGAGGCACCAGGAUCACUUACUAAAGCGUUAUGGAAGUUACUACAAGAUUCAAGAGGCUCGAGCGAUCGCACUUUGAAUCCACGACAGCUGUUUGGAGAGAUUUGCAAAACGGCCACAAGGUUCAAGGGAUUUAGACAGCAAGACAGCCAAGAACUACUUCGUUAUCUGUUCGAUUCUAUCAGAACUGAAGAGCUUAAGCGAGUCAAGUUGGCUGUGUUGAAAUCUUUUGGUGUUACUGGCGGAGCUGACGCCAAGACCUUGGACGACAACAAAAGAACGCAAAUUAAAGAGUAUGGCGCAAGUGCUGAGGCACCGCUGAUAGACAGUGUGUUUGCUGGCAGGCUCGUAAGCAUCGUGACGUGUCAUCAGUGUCAUCAGGAAUUCAAAGUGGAGGAGACAUUUCUGGACUUGUCUUUGCCGCUGAUGUCACCACCGCAGGAAUCCUACAGCGAUAAGUUCCACGCAAAAGGAGGAAAACAAAGCUCAAAAUCGCCAAAGACUCCUAACAGCGAAUCAACAAACGUCGAAGUCAGUAGCAAAGAAACAGAAAAAGAUUCCAAGGCAAAGACCCCCAGUAAACAUCAGCAGAAAUCAGCUAGAAAAGCUGAAAGGAAGAAGGGAAAAAAAGGAAAAGGUCAUGGAAAGAAGGGGAAAGCUUUUCAGGAUGCAAACGAUAACAAAGAAGAUGAUGAAGAAGAAAAAGGGGACUCGGGAGAGGAAGGCGAUGAACUCGAUCAGAUGAACGUUUCUGACUUGGACGAACAAGAACACAAACUGAACGGAAGUGUUGGUCCAGUGGGCAACGAUAACGCAACAGAGGAAUCCGUCAACUCUAGCGGCGGUCCUGAGGCUAUUCCCAAUUAUGAUGUCCAGUUGGAAGGUGUUGGAAGCAACUUGCAGCACUCGGCGCAGUCGAGUGAAAAGGAUUGUGACACUAGUGCUUUAGAUUCCAACAGAGCUGGCUAUGAAGAAGAUAAAACUGUUAAGCGUGAUUGUACAGAACGGACAGAGGUAGUGGAAGAUUCUUUGAAGAGUCUGGGAGAAAAUCAAGUGAUUCUAAAUGAGGAUGCUGCAAAGAAUCUUCAGACGGAGAGAAACGAUAGUCAACAGAAAGUUACAAACGAAGGUGAUUGCGUUACUUGCGAAGGAGAUGAUAAACAUCACCAAUCAAAAUUGCUCAGUGACGAUAAGAUGUCAUCGAUGGAUUUCUCGAAUUGUAACAAAACGAUUCACGCAGACGAAAUGGCUGAGCUAAAUUCAAGGAAUAUGCAAUGUGUUGACGGAGGCAAUACGUCUUUACCGACAGAGCCAAGCGACUGCAAGUUGGAAAAUGAACUUCAAGUCUGUCAAAAUGAACCCGAGGUCAAGCUCGCAAAUGAUGGAACUCGAAGUGUCUGGUCGAGUAUCAAUGCAAUUGUGGAAGAAAUCGUAAACUCAGCUUUGAAGACGAGUUUGGAUAAGGCUUUUACUUCGACUUGUGUAGAAAAUCCCUUAGAAGACCAUGCUGUCCAAGAAGAAGGAAAAUGUACCCUUAAAAAUUGCAGUGAAACGUUCACUGCAACGGAAGGCCUUCCUCAACUUGACGAACACCUUGUGACUGGCAUUGAAACAUUUGCAGAAACAGAAGGUCUUCCUCCGGGUGAAUUUAAGACUAUUUCUGUUGAUAAUGGUGAACAACAUUGUUUUGAUAAUAGCAUUGGUGCUAGGCGCGAAGAAAAUGACCGAGAAUACGAAGGGCGUUGUUCGGAUUCUAAUAAGGAAAACGGGACAGAAGAAGCAAUAGAGUUAGCUGUUACAAAUGGAGAAAAUUUUGAUGAAUGUGAAGUUGAUUCUGAAGAGGAAAACGAGCCUGGUUGCAUAUCGCGGAAACCUCUUACUCUACAGCCUACUUAUGACCCCUCCCCAGGGGAAUGUUCUGUCAUGUCCUGUUUAAGCCAGUUUUGCGUCUCUGAAAUGUUAGAUGGUAAUAAUAAGUUUGCUUGCGAAGAGUGUAGCAAACGAGCGCAACGAGUGAACGAGGGCAAAGGAGCCAGUGCGGCGAAACAUGACAAUAAGGAUGACGAUGAUACUGGAGACUCGUCUUUAGAAGACGAACCAAAAGGUGCAACGGCAAGUAAACCUUCGACGAGCAAGAAGAAAGAUUCUAAGCACCGGACUGUGUACACGGUUGCUAGUAAACAGAUGCUUAUCUCUCUCGCUCCUCCAGUGCUGACCCUUCAUCUGAAGCGCUUCCAGCAGGCUCGCUUCACUUUAAGAAAACUCACUAAACAUGUGGACUUUCCUGUGGAGCUGAACCUGGGGCCGUUUUGCAGUAGAAGUGGAAAGACUCGACCUGACUCAGAAGGACAAGUGUUGUACUCACUGUACGGUGUGAUUCAACACAGUGGCAACAUGAACAGUGGGCAUUACACAGCUUGUGUUAAAGUGAGGGAGCCACCUGUCAAAGGUCUUUAUGACAAGAUAACCAGCAUGAGUGAAUUAACUGAGUUUAUAAAAAACAUGUGGACUGCUGGGAAGACCGGUGUCAAACAUGGCAAUUCAAGAUGUCGUCAUGAGCCUGCUCCAGAUGGUCAGUGGUUUCACGUCAGUGACGCGAGCGUGGUGGCAAUAGCGGAGACGAAAGUGCUUAAGAGUCAAGCAUACAUGUUAUUUUACGGACGGCUUCCUCUUGGAAGCAGAUGAUUAAUAUGUGACCAGAGUGUCAUGUUGAGCAUUUUAUAGGAUUGGAACGGUUUCUGUCAGGCUUUCUCACCAACGACUCAAGAACUUAUUUGUGUUGCUUUUGCAUAUGUUAGUUCACUAGAUCAGUGAAGCGCAGUCUAACCAAUAAACGGAUUCGAUUGUUGCCACCCAAUUCAGAUGAUGUGAUGAAUCAUUUGGAAGGUUACAAUUGUUCUGUUUGUACAUACUCCAGGAGCCCAUGACUCCUGAUACUCCCAUGCAAUUAGUUGGGUCUGGCAAAUUGCAUGAGUGUAACCGCCCCUCUAAGGAAUCAUCAUGUGGUCUGGAUGGGGUGGCAACAAGGCUGUAAACACGUCAGCCGAAACCCUCCAUUGAGCGUUUUCACCCACGUGACCAGCAGCCAUGCCAGAUAAUUGGAACAAAAGAAAGUGAUUACAUGAGAAAUGAGUUGAAUUCCCAGGGGAUUGGUUUGGGUGCCCCAACAUGGCCGCCGUUGCAUUGAUUUGGAACACCUAUAUGGCUGCCAUGACGUCACGGGAAAACACUCUAUCAACCAAUCUGAAGCAAAGCAAACCAAUCGUUGACUUGGCUUACCCCCGUUUUUCCCGCGCUUGGCACUAGGUGCAUUUUUUUGCCUCGAGUUCUGAUUGGCUCUUUACAUUAUUUGCAUUUCCUGUGAUUGGCCAAUGGUGAUGACUUCUGUUUCGAUUUUAAGGCCCAGUUAUUAGUGAAAGUUUAAAGUUAUGGUUGUUCUAAGGCAGCCACUACCCUUACAAAUAGGAAUAUAAGCAAGUUAUGUAAGUAAACUCGAAGGCGGCAAGGACGGAAAAGGUGACGUGAGCAACCUAUUUUCACGAAUGCUUUUGGUUUGCACCUGGUUGGUAGAAAUGGUCGUCAAAUAUUUCACGAGUUCUUGAACUUGUUACUAAGCUCCGCAAAGGCAAAGACAUACUAAGUACUUUGCUUUCAAAAGUAGCUGGUAACGCAAUCUGUUGUGCGAGUUGUACGUGAUAUCUUGAUGGUAUAUUAGCAAAUGAUUUUUUUAUGGAAAUGAUGUUGUGACUAGCCAUGAAAGCACGACUAUUCAAAUUGUAGAGAAAUAUUUUUUGAGAGAAUCAGAGUAUUAUGUCAUUAUUAUCAGAGAAUUAAUCAACGACAGGCACAGUAGACUACUGCUGGUGUGUACGGUCAAACUAAUUAAAGCCAAGUUGUUCAAA
This is a messenger RNA of Orbicella faveolata, 4517 nucleotides long. RefSeq names its product ubiquitin carboxyl-terminal hydrolase 16-like. NCBI's taxonomy places the organism in Eukaryota, Metazoa, Cnidaria, Anthozoa, Scleractinia, Merulinidae. The record is from RefSeq and is a predicted model, not a curated record. Gene Ontology annotation, molecular function: zinc ion binding; cysteine-type deubiquitinase activity. Gene Ontology annotation, biological process: protein deubiquitination.